GUAAAUAAAUACACUAUUAUAAAAGGAGACUCAAACUUACAAAUCGAGUGUGCGCAUAUAAUUCAAAUAUAGGUAAGUUAAAUGAAUUUUCAUUUAAAAAUUUGAAUAUGUCGAAAAUGUAUUAAUUGCAAUAAUAUAAGUUUAUUUAUACAUGUAGAUAAUUUUCAGAUUUAAGAAAUUUUUUACGAUGAUGUAAUACAUACAUAGGCAUAUACAGACACGUAUAUAUGCGUACAAUCUAACCUUUAUUUAAUAUUAUUGAGGUUUGUAAUACUAAAAAUUAAUUAGUUAGAAAAUUCGAAAAAAAUAAUUUGUAAAAACGGGAAACUAUUUGUAUUCAAAUUCGAUAGCCGAUAUAAAUUGUCUUUUAUAUUGGUAUCAAUUGUCGUAGAUUUUCAUUUUGUAAUUCUGAAAGGUGGUAUCACUAAUUUGACACUUCUAAUUUGACGCUUCUGCGUUCUCUGAAGAGAUUGUUGAAUAAUUUGUGAAUGUGUUUCAAAAAUUUACUGCAAUAAUAUACUGAACUUUAUGGUAAAUAUAAUGGCUGUAGUGAAAUUAAAUGCAUCUACUUCACCUUCCAUUGAAUUAAGUUCGUACAGAGAUCAACAUUUUAAGGGAUCUAGAGCAGAGCAAGAUAGACUUCUUAGAAAUUCUUCUACUUUAUAUGUUGGUAACCUCUCUUUUUAUACUACAGAAGAACAAAUAUAUGAAUUGUUUUCCAAAUGUGGAGAUAUCAGACGUAUUAUUAUGGGAUUAGAUAAAUAUAAAAAAACUCCCUGUGGUUUUUGUUUCGUCGAAUAUUAUCAAAGAUCAGACGCAGAAAAUUGUAUGCGAUAUAUUAAUGGUACACGUCUUGACGAUAGGAUUAUUCGAACAGACUGGGAUGCUGGAUUUAUAGAAGGUAGACAAUAUGGACGUGGAAAGACAGGAGGACAAGUAAGAGACGAGUAUAGAUCUGAUUUUGAUACCGGAAGAGGAGGUUAUGGUAAGAUAAUUCAACAAAAAGUAACACCUCUCUCGGAUGGUAAUUUUGGACGGUGAAAUAAAAAUAGUCAGCAUUAUUCUAAGCUGUAUUUAUCUUUGUUCAUGAUCAAAUCCAAAAUACAUAUAAAAUAUAUUUAUAAAGAUUUAUCUUUAUAAUUGGUUACUUUUUUUUUUUUAUUGAUUACUUCUCUUUUAUAAUAUUUCAAUAGAUAUAUAUAUAAUUUUUAGUAAAAGGAGGAGAAACAAACAUGGUAACAUUGAUGAGACAUUUGCAGCCAACAAUAUAAUAUAAUAUGAACAAAGAUAUUAUAUUAAAUUACUAUUUAUAUAUGAAAGCAUAAAAUUUGUAAAAAAAGAAAGUGAAAAAAUGACGAUGAAUAAAGUAUCUUAUCAU
This is a messenger RNA of Vespa velutina, 1378 nucleotides long. It is a transcript of the gene Cbp20, whose product is annotated as nuclear cap-binding protein subunit 2. Gene Ontology annotation, molecular function: RNA cap binding. NCBI's taxonomy places the organism in Eukaryota, Metazoa, Arthropoda, Insecta, Hymenoptera, Vespidae. The coding region runs from base 529 to 1041 and encodes 170 amino acids. The record is from RefSeq and is a predicted model, not a curated record. The transcript is spliced from 3 exons. Gene Ontology annotation, biological process: mRNA cis splicing, via spliceosome. Gene Ontology annotation, cellular component: nuclear cap binding complex.